Messenger RNA from Triplophysa rosa, 9214 nucleotides. It is a transcript of the gene hdac4, whose product is annotated as histone deacetylase 4. Gene Ontology annotation, biological process: chromatin organization; negative regulation of transcription by RNA polymerase II. NCBI's taxonomy places the organism in Eukaryota, Metazoa, Chordata, Actinopteri, Cypriniformes, Nemacheilidae. Gene Ontology annotation, cellular component: histone deacetylase complex. Gene Ontology annotation, molecular function: histone deacetylase activity. The record is from RefSeq and is a predicted model, not a curated record. The transcript has 27 exons. Bases 377 to 3511 code for a protein of 1044 amino acids.
CGACACGUGAUCCGCUCACCACAAUCCAGUAUGGCGGAAUCCGUCUGCGAGUGGAUCUGCCGCGAGCGCGCUCUCCAACGGGAAUAAAGUCCGGCGAGGUGCGUCAGAUCGCGGCGGAGCUGCAGAUAGUUCAAGACCGGUGAGGAUACCAACAACACGCCGAGUUGGAUUACGGCCAGCGGGACCUGUAAACAUCUCCGAGUCUUCUUUCUUUCCCAUCUCGUGUCUCUGUGAAAUAAUCUUUCCUGUCGACAGUGGAUGGUGAUCGGCCAGCGAGCCGCAGAGGAGCUGUGAGGUCUAACUCACGUCCUCACCUGUCAGGACACACUCCUUUUGUUGUCGGUCUUCAAUUCCUUCUGAGAGAACCCCAGACGCGAUGACGUCUCCCAGCCGGCCAGAUUCCAGUAAAGACCAGCCACUGGAGCUUCUGAAGUCAUCUGAAUUCAACCACAUUCCUGCUGUUGAUGUGAGUGCCGCACUGCCACUGCACUUACCCCCAUCUGCCAUCCCCAUGGAUCUGCGUGUGGAUCAUCAGUUGGCCCUGGCGCCCCCGGAUCGCUGCGAGCAGCAGCUUCAACAGGAACUGCUGAUCCUCAAACAGAAGCAGCAGAUACAGCGGCAGCGGCUCAUCGAGGAGUUCCAGCGUCAACACGAGCAGCUCUCUCGACAGCACGAGGUGCAGCUGCAGGAGCAUGUCAAGCAUCAACAGGACCUCCUGGCCCUGAAACAUCAGCAGGAGCUGUUGGAGCACCAGAGGAAGUUGGAGCGUCAUCGUCAGGAACAAGAGCUGGAGAAACACCAGCGAGAGCAAAAGCUUCUGUUACUCAAGAAUAAAGAACGCGGCCAGGAGAGCGCGGUGGCGAGCACGGAGGUGAAGAUGAGGUUACAGGAGUUUGUCCUGAAUAAGAAGAAAGCUCUGGCACAGAGGAGUCUGAACCACUGCCUGCCCAGCGACCUGCGAUACUGGUAUGGGAAAACCCAGCACAGCUCCCUUGACCAGAGCUCGCCACCUCAAACAGGGAUUUCCACUUACAACCACCCGUUGCUGGGAAUGUACGACCCCAAAGAUGACUUCCCGCUCCGCAAGACAGCUUCUGAGCCCAACCUGAAGCUACGAUCCAGACUGAAGCAGAAAGUGACAGAACGCAGGAGUAGCCCGCUGCUGCGGAGGAAGGACUGCCCCAUCACCUCUGCUAAGAAACGCUCACUUGACAUGGCUGAAUCGGCGUGCAGCAGUGCUCCUGGUUCUGGUCCCAGUUCACCCAACAACAGUUCAAACAACAUCACCAAUGAGAACGGCAUCGCUGGAUCCAUCUCCCACAGUCCAGUGGAGGCAUCUUUGGCACACAGACUCGCGGGCAGAGAGGGUCCUGUUAGCCAGCUGUCUCUUUACACAUCACCAUCCCUUCCCAACAUCACUCUGGGCCUGCCAGCCACCGGCCCUUCCAGCGUGGCAUCAGGCCAGCAGGAUGGUGACAGGCUGGCAGUGCCAGGCUUGCAGCCAGGAAUGCACAUAACCACUCCGUUCUUGCCAGGGGCCCACCUGCCUUACCUGGCCGCCUCCUCCUUAGAGCGAGAGGGCAGCUCUGCACACAACACUCUUCUCCAGCAUAUGGUGCAGUCAGCCACACAGAACCCACUCGUCACAGGCCUGGGGAGCAUGCCCCUGCAGUCACAUCCCAUCCACAAGCUUCGACAGCAUCGGCCCCUGGGACGCACGCAGUCGGCUCCUCUGCCUCAGAACUUUCAGGCUCUGCAGCAGCUGGUGGUUCAACAGCAGCACCAGCAGUUCCUCGAGAAACACAAGCAACAGUUCCAACAGCAGCAACUUCACAUCAGCAAGAUGAUGGCUAAGCCGAGCGAGCCGGGCCGACAGCACGAGAGUCACCCGGAGGAGACGGAAGAAGAACUGAGGGAACAUCAGGGGCUGGCCGACCCGACAGAGGGUCUUCCCCACGGGGUCACCAUCAAACAAGAACCUCCGGACGAACCGGGUGAAGAAUUCCAGCAUAGAGAGAGGCCGGCUGAGGAAGAGAUGCUCUUCAGGCAGCAAGCUCUACUCUUGGAGCAACAGAGGAUCCAUCAGUUGAGGAACUAUCAGGCAUCCAUGGAGGCGGCCGGGCUCUCUGUGACGUUCCCAGGGCAUCGACCUCUGUCCAGAGCACAAUCAUCUCCAGCCUCAGCCACCUUUCCCAUAGCUGUUCAGGAACCGCCCGUAAAACCACGCUUCACCACCGGUCUGGUGUACGACACGCUGAUGCAGAAGCACCAGUGCAUGUGUGGAAACAGUAACAUUCACCCCGAGCACGCCGGCCGCAUCCAGAGCAUCUGGUCACGCCUGCAGGAGACAGGACUGCGCGGUCAAUGCGAGUGUAUUCGAGGCAGAAAAGCCACUUUGGAGGAGCUGCAGACGGUCCACACCGAGGCUCACGUGAUGCUGUACGGCACCAACCCGCUCCGACAGAAACUGGACAGUUCGUUGACACCCAUGUUCGUGAGACUGCCGUGCGGCGGAAUCGGGGUUGACAGUGACACUAUCUGGAAUGAAGUGCACUCCUCCAGCGCUGCUCGUCUGGCCGUGGGCUCCGUGGUGGAUCUGGUGUUUAAGGUGGCGUCAGGAGAGCUGAGGAAUGGCUUUGCUGUGGUGCGACCUCCAGGACACCACGCCGAGGAAAGCACUCCAAUGGGAUUUUGCUACUUCAACUCGGUCGCCAUUGCAGCUAAACUCCUGCAGCAGAGGCUGAACGUCAGUAAGAUUCUGAUUGUCGACUGGGAUGUUCACCAUGGCAACGGGACCCAACAGGCCUUCUACAGUGACCCUAAUGUCCUGUAUGUGUCUCUUCAUCGCUACGACGACGGGAACUUCUUUCCUGGAAGUGGAGCACCUGAUGAGGUGGGCGCCGGUCCAGGUGUGGGUUUUAAUGUGAAUAUGGCUUUCACUGGAGGUCUGGAGCCGCCCAUGGGGGACGCGGAUUAUCUGGCAGCAUUCAGGACGGUGGUGAUGCCAAUAGCCAACGAGUUCGCUCCAGACGUGGUGCUGGUUUCUUCGGGCUUUGAUGCUGUGGAGGGGCAUCUGCCACCACUAGGAGGAUACAAACUAACGGCCAAAUGUUUUGGCUACCUGACCAAGCAGCUGAUGGGACUGGCCGGCGGUCGGCUGGUGCUCGCCCUGGAGGGAGGUCACGACCUCACGGCCAUUUGCGAUGCGUCUGAAGCAUGCGUUUCUGCUUUGCUUGGAAACGAGCUGGACCCUCUCCCAGAAGAAGUGCUACAACAGAGGCCGAACUCCAACGCUGUUCAGUCCAUGGAGAAAGUGCUGGAAGUUCACAGUAAAUACUGGCGCUCACUGCAGCGCUCUGCAUCCACUCUGGGCUACUCGUUGCUGGAGGCGCAGCGUUGUGAGACCGACGAGGCGGAGACCGUGACCGCCAUGGCCUCCCUGUCCGUGGCCAACAAGCACAUGGGAAAGAGGACAGAGGAGGAGCCUAUGGAAGAAGAACCUCCAUUGUAGAAGGUCCGCUGAACUUCCAUGGCGACCCUCCUGGCUCGGAGCGUCUUCAAGGCCUCUGACCUCACUCUGCUCUCUCCAUCCGUUUCAUUUAUCGCCCCGCCUCCGGCGGGCAGCGCGACGUGUUUGCUUUGAACACAGGAACUGAAACGGUCUGAAGAAACUUCCAUAACACCCAGAGUGCAACCGUAAAAAAAAACGUCUCAGCUGGGUCUCUGUAUGUGGCGGCGUCUGGGAUGCUGUACCCGGUCUGUCCACACGGGACACUCACUUUUGAGCAGAACAUAGACUCACGUUCCAUUGUUAGAUCUGAGAGCUGGUGCUUUCGACAAAAACAUUUUGUUUUCUUACUUUCCAGAGCCACUAAAUAGCCCACGUGACUGAUUUUGGCUGUGGGCCUCAUUACUGCCGCCUCCUUUUUGUUGUUGUUUUUUAUAUUCGUUGUCAUGUCUGUCAGAUGUAUAAGACAUCUGUCUCGACAGAUGUCUUAUAUUCGACAUCUGUCGAUGUCUCGUUGACAUCCCAUUUGUCAUCCAAGUUACUGCUACGCUUAAUUGACCCCGGAGGGCGGAGAACGAGAUGUGAGAUUAAGAGUGAAGAAUUCUGGGAAACCCCACACAGAGCCAUGAGUGCGACGAUGCGAGUUUGUGCCUUUUCCGAAAGAGUCUUCGUAACGGAUCGAGAAGAACAUUGCCUUAAACUAGUUACAGGAGGGAAGAUGUCACCCCACCCCGGUCUGGAUUUUUUUUUUGGGGGGUGGGGACACGUGAAGGUCAAAGGCCGGCCUGAUGAUUGGAGAAACCCUCCGCAUGUUUACCAGGAACUCCCUGCAGAUGUCAUCACCUUUCACGUGCAUUUUACGUCGUUUCGUUUUCUCGUGCUUGUGUUGGACAUUGCAUAACUUCUGACAAAUGAACGUGUAAGGUAGUUGCCAGCUAUCCAAUGGCAAACGCUUUCAGUCGACUUCUCCAGUGCUUUAGAAGGCGAGCCAAUGUAGCGACUUGUUUCAACUCUAAUGACCAAAUACGCACCUCCACUUCCUCAAAGGGUUGACCAGCAUGCACCGUUACGGAACAGAUUCCAUCUGCCAAUAUUCAAUUCAACCGGUAAACAGCAGCAUCUACGGAAAAAAAGAAAAACUUAUUGGAAAGCAUGAGUUGACCCCGGUAGUGCCACUAGCUGCAUUCGUAUAGAAUAGGGCUGUAAUGACGACGUGUCAAACACAAAUUUGUGGUUGAAAAAAACUCACACUAAAGAACUCUCUAUUUUUCCUUUUCUCAGCAGUUGUACUUUUAUAGCGCCGAAUGUCUAGUAUUCCCAUUUCUUUACAGUUAACCAAGGGCACUAGCGUAUCCACUCACGUUAUUCUACUCAGCAGACGGUCGACUUUAUUGACACCGCGAGGAAAAGGGCUGGUCACCGAUUUUAAAUGUACCACUGAGCCUUCAGAUGUGCCACCUGGUGUGAUUUCGUGCUGGUGUAAAGCGUUACCUUUCCUGCCGUUUGAUGCUGAGGGCUUUCACUAGGGGCAGGUGCUACAGAACAUGUGCUUGUCACAUGACACAAAUCCAGGAAGUAGCGGGACCACCAGCUUCCACUCAAUCGUAAACGCCUCUGAGACAACUGUGAUACUCGGACAAUCUGCAUGGGACUCUUGUAGUUUUGGAGCUGUACCCCACACUUAGAGGGUCGGCGUACCGACGCUUCUGAACAGCACAUAGAACUGUAUAUAUACGCAAGUAUGCAUGCUCACGGUAGAACCUUUGGCUUGACUUUGAUUGUACAUUAAACUUUUCGAUACUGGACUGAAUAUGAGGUAAUGAUUUGACAACCCUCAUGCCUGGGCUCACUGCGACUACCUUUGGCAUUCUUUAACCGUGUGUCGAUAUGAGACACGAUAAGGAUGGAGAUUUGACUCACCGUUGCCAUUGUUCCUUCAUUUUUAUAUGAUUCGCCUGUCACUCAUGACUACUCCACUUUGGGUUUUGUGCCCAUUUCUCUUGUGUUUUGUCCUUUGUUUGUUUCUUUUGUACUUUUUCGAUUAUUUGGCCUUUUUAUAGUUGACAAUGUGUUUUACAUGCUUCAGAUGGUUGAUUUCUUGUCUUAGAGAGUAACAGCCCUGGCAGACAUUGUGUGGGGAUGAUGAUUAUUUGUUUUGUUUUUGUAUGCGGUGGGAGGGAGAUGGCUUUACUUUGUAUAACGAUUCCAACAAUUGUGUAUUUACUACGUUCUGUUCAUAGUAGAUUUAUAUUGCAAAGAUCUAUAGAUAUAUUAUAUAUGAUAAAGUUUGCAGACUCGGAAUGAGAAAAUUAGUAUUGCAAAGUGAUAUAUAUCAGUAGGUGGUCUGGCUUUGCCCGUUACUGGUUCCACUAUAGGCACUGUUCAAAGCUGACAUUGAUUUCAUUCAUUUACAGCAACAGUAGUUUGGUUUCAUAACCACCUAAUGGAAACACUCGUGGUUUCACUCUUUAUUCUGAAACAUGCCCUCGAUAAAUUCAAGAACAAAAAGACCACGGGAAAUAUCAUGGACUUCAAUUGGUAAGCUUUCGUUUGUUUAGCGCGAGUUGAUGCUGACAUCAGAAAUGGAUGAUGUUAUUUUUGUCCUUUCGAGGAGUGAGAAUUAAGGUGGAUCUCACAAAACCAGUUGAGAAGAUGUCAUGUUUUUUUUCACCCCGCAAUUGAAAGAAAGAAAGAAUCUGAAAAUGAACUCGAAUAAAACCAGUAAUAUAUUCCAAACACAAAAAAAUAAAUAUAGAAUCAUUGUAUACAGAUAUAAGAAUCAUUAUUGAAAUAAAAGAUAUAGGUUAUGUUUUAUAAACAUAUAAAACCUUUUACAGAGGUCAAUUACAAAGUGCUUUAAUAUUCACAUUUUGCGGGUAUGUUUAAUUGUCAUGGAAAUAAUUUGACAAUCCAAAAAAAGGGCUUUAUUUUCUUGAUGCAAAAUAAAAACUCUUUUUUUUCUUUUUGAUUUCAUGGUGAAAUGUGACAUGGAUGUGGUUUUGUGAGAUUUGCCCAUCAGCAUUUGUUCUAUUGAUGUCGGUUCUUCUUUUCAACUCUUAUGUUUGUAAAAUCAGUCUUGCUGUUUAAAGCAUCAUCUUUUUGGGCCUUGUGCCAGGAUCAUGUCCAAACCACGUCUAUCAAAUCUCUACUGAACUACUUUCUUGAAAGUGCAUAGACUGACAUUGAUUAAAAUCGUCUUAGAAAUGUAACGCAACAUUCCCAAAGAGUUUAGUAGUAAGUGCACUAAAACCAGAAGUCCGAUCUUCACCACAGAACACUUUGCAAUAACACUCUGGAUAACAGCAGCCUAUCUAUAGUCUUAUCGGGUUCAUCAGAAUAGUCCUUUUAGUUUUGUAUAAAAGAAUAAAAAGCAUUCCAUUUGAUUUCUUGAUUUUAUUUUUUUAACCUUUGACAUAAUGUCAUUCCUGCUAAUUGACCACGAGGUCUGGCCUGAGCAUCAUUUAUUUGCAGGCCAGAGUUGAUUUCAUCGUCUUAUCUUCUCAGCUGUAGAUUUCUGCAUGGUUUGUGCGUCGGCAUGCCCGUCUGUCCUGUAACAUAUUUGCACAGAGGAGGAACACAGGAGGUUUGAUGCUUUUACAAUUUUGGAGGACACGAGAUGGAAGUUUGUCUUUUUCCUUCUCCGUUUCUGGUCAGUACGCAGAUAGAACGAUGCUCUUUGUUUCCUACGGAUGUGCUUUUUACUUGUUUAAAAAAAGAAUGAAAGACUUUUGAAUAUUUUACAACAAGUUAUCGAGCACUUGUGACAUACAGACUACAGACUUUAUUGUAUUUAUGUAGAGCCUUGUUUUAGGUGACCUACGCACUACACCACACAUUGGAUUGCCUGUGUGACUUCUUAUGCUUUGUUUUUUUUCUCCUACUUUUCCUCUGGAUGUAUUUAUUGGGGCUAGAGGAAGACUAGGAAAAGAUUAGGGUUUGACAUCUGGAAUCAUCAAAGGGCUUUUCCAGAUGCGCGACGGAUAUAUCUUCAGUUUGUCGAAAAGAUAAAAAACACACUUAUCAGCCAGUAAUACCUGUGACCACUGUGGCUUGAGAACAGUUCUAGGUUUACAAAAUGUAAGAAAUGCAUAUUAUUUUUGUCACUUUGUUUUUCCAUUGUUACAAUAGAACUUCUCUUGGGACCUUUGCUCUAACGUUUGUCUUUGACAUCAAUUAUAAAGUACCUUGUUUUUGAAAACCACAAUGUCUUGUUUUUAUUUCUGAUUGCAUUCUGACGUGGCCAUACUGCUCUUUUAGUAACAAUAAUACUCGUUUUAUCUUUUCAAAAUAAAAAUGAUGGUCAAAGCGUGCAUGACGCCUUCUCUGAGACAUGUUAAGUAAAAAGUGUCUAAUUCUGUGUUUUUAUGAUAUUUUGGGGGGUCCAAAAGGUAUCUUGGUACUUUUACGAAUCAAAAAAGCCCCUCUCUAAUAUGCCACAUAAUGUUGAGGUAUCAUUUAUUUCUUUACCAGAGGAAGGUGAAUAGGUGAUCCAUUCAUUUAAUUGGAGAAAAUAGAAAACCUUAUUGAUCACAUUUGGCUAUUUUUGCAGAAAAAAAACAAUCCUAAUAAUUCAGUUGAGAUCCACAAUGUGUAACACUAUCGGCAUGCUCCAGCAUCCACCAUCAUCCAUUGGCUCUUGUAGUUAUCCACAACGAUGUAACCAAUAAAAAUGCUUUAAUCAAACGAACAGAAGUCUGCUGUUGUUCGAAUAUCCUGUUGUUAAACCUCAACCAUUACACUGGAAGGCUGAAAUUCUUGUAAAUUCAACCACGAUUUAGUGUCACAUUCUGAAGGGGCUAACAGCCUGUGCGAUGGUAAACGCUGAACUCCUCAUUUACGCUGUAAUUCUGUGGUGCGCUGUUGAGCGAUGGGGAUUUCUGUGAUUCUGUUGCAUGGCAAACAGCAGUGCACCACAAGUAAGGUUCUAUGAAAAACUUGUGGAGAUAUAUUGUGUGUGGGGAGAGCGGGGCAGGGAUGCUUAGAUGUUCCACAGUAUUUAAGUCCUGUGGUUUAUUGUCACAGGCAUCAGUUCUCAGUCUGUUUGCCUGAAGCGCAGAACUUCAAUGUCAGACACUAAGAAUAUGAAUACGUAUAUAUAGAUAUAGUUUUAGAGUAAAUGGGACCUCUGGAUUCACCCAACUUAGAUUUCUCGUAACAAUCUUGGAUUUGUUAUUGAACACUGUUAAGUUUUUUUAGAAAUGCUUCAAAUACUGUAUAAAAUAUCUUUUUUGUUUUAAAGUGUCCAAGAAUUCGAAAAAUAUUUUUUUAGCAUGAAUGUUUUUUCCUUAAGGACGACUAGUUUGCUCCAAAAUAUUUACAAAAUAAGCAUUUAAAACCAUUGUAAAUCAACGAUUUUUAUGACUGUGCUUUAGCUUCUCAUCAGAUUCCAGAAGUAAAAACACACUCUAUUGGCUACUAUUAUACAAGGGGAGGAGCCAUCCUAACUACCUGUUUUAGUGGAAAUUGAAGUGUUUGUGAAAGGCUGUCACCAGAAAGAAGGUUUAAAAAAACGGAUAAACUUCGGAUAAAAAUGACUCCUAAAUACAUAUUUUAAUAUAAUAUAUUUAAUUGAUUGAAAACUCUCUGGUUGUUAGAUUAUACAGCCGAGGGAAAUGUACUAUGUCUGAAUGUACUAUUUAUAGAUAUGUGUUUAGGUAAAAUGAUCAUUUUUGUUUUAUUCUGUAACCUACUAACAAUAUUUCUCCC